Messenger RNA from Ictalurus furcatus (blue catfish), 3870 nucleotides. RefSeq names its product myelocytomatosis oncogene homolog (gene mych). The transcript is spliced from 3 exons. NCBI's taxonomy places the organism in Eukaryota, Metazoa, Chordata, Actinopteri, Siluriformes, Ictaluridae. The coding region runs from base 434 to 1465 and encodes 343 amino acids. Gene Ontology annotation, biological process: positive regulation of cell population proliferation; regulation of transcription by RNA polymerase II. The record is from RefSeq and is a predicted model, not a curated record. Gene Ontology annotation, molecular function: DNA-binding transcription factor activity, RNA polymerase II-specific; RNA polymerase II cis-regulatory region sequence-specific DNA binding; protein dimerization activity.
GCGGCGCACUAUUACCACACCUCGUGUACCUCACCUCGAAUCCCCGACAUCAGACACAUUUUACCAGAUUAACGACCGAACAUUUUCACCAACACACAAUAUUUUGUCAUUAUAAUAAAUACUCUCCAGAUGACAUAUUUCAGAGAUCGAUUUUGGCGCGAAUCUCUCCGUGGAAGGACACACAUACGCGCUUCGGUACUAUAAGUUAAAUCCCUCCAGCGCCCCACCCACUGGCCCUCUGUACCGCGUGGUCUCGUGACAUGGACCUGAGCAAGUUUGCGUUGUUUUAACAAACUGUUUAUUUAUUUAUUUAUUUGCGUAUUUAUUUCACUUCUCUUUAGCGGAUACACUUCUCCAACAGCGAAGUUUGCUUCUAUUAACCCGCGUCACUGAAGAACGAGACAUUGUGCCUGUUUUCUAGGCUUCUGUAAACAUGCUGCCGAGUCGUUCUCCGCCACACGAUUGGCUCGGCGAGUCAGAGCCGCUGCUGUUCGAUGACGAGUUUUGUCAGAACUUGAUCAAGGACCUGCAGUCGAUACCCACGCCGCCGCAGUCUCCACCGAUAAAGGCCGACCUCAGUAAGUCCUUGUCCAACGUAGAACAGCUCCAGCUGGUGUCGGAGCUUUUGCUCGAGGACAGCGACUUUUUUCAUUUGAACUGGAACUGUGAUCUUGGCGAUGAUCGCGCGAGGUAUCCCGUCUCGGACGACUGCUUGUGGCCAUGUGCCGUUGAGAAAUCAGCUGAAGAGAAAAUGUCCGUGCUUUCCACGAGUCCUCUGCUUUCGGAUAUCGAUACGGAAAUCUUUGCAGAGAUCGCCGGUUCCACCCUGGAUUGUCGUGGUGCUGCGGCCGUGUGUGAGGCGCUACUGCAGAGCGAUGACUUGAUACUGAACACUCCCGAACAGAGCGAGACCUCCUCUGAAUAUGGCUCUUACUCCGCUGCCGAAGAAUCAUCCAGCAAUUCUGAGGAGGAGAUUGAUGUGGUGACUGUUCGUCGCUGCAAGAAAUUCACUCGCUCACAGCAGCAGAAAGAUGAUGACAGGCGCAAGCAGCUGGCGCUGAAGCGCUGUCACCUUGAGAUCCAGCAGCAACACAACUAUGCUGCUCCUCGGCCCGCCUCACCCCCUCCUCCUUCGCCGAGUGUAAAGCGUGUCCGUGGAAACGUGAGACACUUCAGCUCCCGCCACUCCUGCGACCUGGAGGACGAUGAGGAGCGCCGCAGGACCCAUAAUGUUAUGGAGCGGCAACGGCGCAAUGAGUUGAAGAACUGCUUCCUACGUCUGCGUGACCACGUGCCCGAGCUGUCUAACAAUGACAAAGCAUCCAAGGUGAUAAUACUGAAACGAGCUAAGGAGAGCAUCCGCAACCUGGAAUCAGAGGAACUGAGGCUCAGUCAAAAGAGGGACAGGCUGAGAGAGAAACAGGAGCAGCUCGAGGCCAGGUUGGAGCAGCUCAAAAGGCUUUGAGACUUCUGAAGAAUGUUUUAGGACUAGAUACAGCUGGAAUACUGUUUGGGGCACGGCCAGCAUUCACAGGCUGUCCCAGUAAUGCUGCACAUGAGCAAUGCAGCACUAUUUACUGACUGUUCAUCUCUAAGGAGAUGGCUGGGUUUCUUUUUUUCUUUUCAUUUUUGUAAAAUUCCUUUUGGAAAUAUGCAUCUUCAGUGCAAACGUUGUUCUCAGAGUAGUUCUUUAAAGCUAUGCCAAAAUUAUUAGUCUUAAAAUGAGAAUGGAAUUUUAUGUUGUUCAACUAAACCCUUUGCCAGUGUAAACAAUCAUUAAUCUGUAUAAAUUAACCCCCCACCCCCACCCCCCCUGUUCCCCUGCAAACACACACACGGUCAGUGUAAAUGAUCAUGUGCUACUGAUGUAUGAUUUUGGGCUGGAUCCAAAAAUGGUCAGAUUUUUGGGGAUGAGUGUUAUGACUGUAAAUGGUUGUGUUUGCUCUGCUGGGAAGAUGUUGAUCCUUGUUUAUAAUACGGUCUAGGCAUUUAUAUACUGGAAUGACCAGACCAGUUGGUUGACAUUUGCAUUAUCACUUAUAGUUUGGUGUGACAUUCAUAAAAUGUGCGUUCAUAUUUGAAUCUCAUUUUCUUGUGUGUCUCGUAUAAUAUUGUUAUUCUUUCUCUUAUCUACCUCUGACAAGGAGAUUGGGAUGAUUGUUAUUGCCUUUAUAAUGGCAACUGUAUAUAAUUCAGCUAUUUUUUUGUCAGUUUCUUAAUUAUGUAUGAUAAAUUAUUUAGGUUUUUAUUUGCAACUUUGAAGGUUUGUUCUUUUUCAGCUGCACCUUUUUAUACUUCUAUUAAACAGUAGACAAAAUAUCUAGUCUUCCUCCAUUAUUUCCUGGUAUAUGUUGCACUUAUGACUAAUUAUAUUUGUGUCGAAAGAUUAAGAUCUUAAGAGCUUAAUAUCUCCGUGAGAUUAAUAAUAAUUCAUUUUAAGGCCAAUGUAUAUGGCAGGAAGUGUUUGAAUCAGCGUGAUGGAUUGGUGGUUGACGUUAUAUAACCGCUAAAGAGCUCACCUUUGCUCAUUGCAGUGGGUCAGAAAAACUGUGGAAUGUCAGUUGACAGAUAAGUUAUCAGAGCCUUCAGAAUUGAAUAGGCUUGUGUUUCAGUCCCAGGUGAUCUUUAGCCUUCACUUUGUAUGAAACUUGUGGGGUAUCCUAUAUGUUUAAAGCUUCCAAGAAUUACUUUUGAAAAUAGUCUUAGUAGUCCAUCUGAAACGCACAAAAAAAAACCCUAGUCAAAAAGGUGUAAGUAAAAUUGUGUUCUCAGAGCAAUGUUUAGUGAGGAGUAAAUCUUAAGCAUGAAGUAUGACCGUUAUGUCGCAGUAAAUAAACGUCCUCCAAUGAAAUCCUAAGUACUAAAAUCCUCUGCUUCUUCCCUGUUCAAUCACAAAGUCCACUGAUCCAAAAUACAAACCCUAAUAGAUGCUUGGUGCAAUAGAUAAGAACAGCAUACAGGGGAGAUUUGGGUUCUAUCUGACUAGUAAGGAUAGGAAAAUGGUUUGCCAGGAGGUGAUGGAUGUAAUUCAUGUCCUGUAUCCAGCUGUUUUGCACAGAUGAUAGCACAUAACAUCUUUUCUUGCCAACAAGAAGCUGUAGGCCAAGCCUUGAAAAUGUUCGCUUCAUCAAUCACUGGCUCCUGAGUAAAUGAUGUUUUGUAUCUAUGUCUGAAAUAUUUCUGUUAAUAUUGAACAUUUUUGGCAGCAGAGAUUUGCAUCAAUUUUUCUAAGAAUCUGUAAAGUUUACCUUCCAUUCUGAAGAGACAUUAUGUAGAACGAUCCAAUCAGAGCUAAUCUGUGUUCUGUCCAGAGAAAGUAGGCCAAUUGGAUUGCUUGUUUGGCAGUACAAAACAUUACACAUGAAUAGUGGAGCACCCGAAUACAUUUUAAUGCAAUUUAUUUUCUUUUUUUUCUAUCUAAUUUAAAAGAAAACAGAAGGAUUCAUAUGAAAUGGCAGGUACAGUGCUGUGAAAAAGUAUUUGCCAUGAUUCUUUUUGUAUAGGUCUCAUAAAUUGUUUCAGAAAUUAAAACAAACUCUAAGAUAAAACAAAGGCAACCUGAGUAAACACAAAACAAAGUUUUUAAAUGAUAAUGUUAUUUAUUGAAGCAAAAAAAGUUAUCCAAUACCAAUUGGGCCUGUGUGAAAAUGUAUUUGCCCCUGUAGUUACUAAUUCCCCAAAUCUAUGAAACUUAAUUCAUAAUGGGGUUCAGCUGGACUAGACACAACCAGACCUGAUUACUGCAAACCCUGUUCAAUCAAAUCAACACUUAAAUAGAACUUUCUCAACAGCAUGAAGCUGGUUAAAAGUUCUUACUGAGUAACACAGUACGUCAAAAUGGAAAGAAAUUCCAGAAAUGAUGAGGAAGAA